ACACGACGUUUAGGACACAUUAAAUGCCGUGAGACAGGACCGAUCGUCGCCCCCCCGGGUCACCGAGGUCACCGCGGCGCGGCGCGUUUGGUGCCGUUCGACAGCAGGUGGAACCUGCGGGGCUGAACCAGGAGCGACUGGAUCUUCCGCACGGAGUCGGUUCCCGAUCGUGGUCACAACAACGACAACAACAACAACAACAACAACGACGACAACAACGACAACCACGCCGAACCGUCUGAUCGCAGCGGAUUUGUUUGUGCGCGCAUCGGGGAACCCGGAGCGGCUCGCCCGAGCUGCUGUUCAGAGGCGCGCGCGGUCCCCUGGCUCCGCCCCCUGCGCGCCGCGUGACAACAACAACUCAUCCACACAGCCGAGCCGCACUUUCCAGCUCAUUUUCCUGCUGUCAUUCGUCCUCCUAUCUCUGAUCAUUGUCCCGCCGCUCGCCUACCACCCUCCCCCCCAUCUCCCCGACACCCCCCCCCCCCCCGAACGCGCUCACUCAGCACGCCUCGUUUCGGCAGCUCCUUUUGACUUGGUAACUUCUCCGAGGAGCCAAAACUCUGGUGGAUUCUUUCUUUGAGCGGCGUCUCGGCAGCAGCCUGGGUUUUUCCUCCUCUGAACUUCGGCUACCCCCCCCCUCCCCCCCUGCACCGCGCGCUGCCCCCCUCCUGUAGGUGACCAUGGCCGUGCCGGCUGCUCUGAUCCCACCAACUCCUCUGGUCGCGCCGCCUCCGAUCUCGACUGCGUCCAUGACGGCGUCCCCGCCGACGACCUCUUCGUCGCCGUCUCCAUCUCUGGCGCCGCCGCCGUCCGCGCCCGGGCAGAGCCUGUUCAGAUCGGAGCUCCUCGCCACCGGCAGCCCGGGCGUCCCCAACGCGGCGCUGCCGCCCGGCAAACCCGUGUACUCGACCCCGUCGCCCGUCGAGAACAUACCGCAGAACAACGAGUGCAAGAUGGUCGAGUUGCGCGGCGCCAAAGUGGCCUCGUUCACCGUGGACGGCUGCGAGCUCAUCUGCCUGCCGCAGGCGUUCGACCUGUUCCUGAAGCACCUGGUCGGCGGGCUGCACACCGUCUACACCAAGCUGAAGCGGCUGGAGAUCACGCCGGUGGUGUGCAACGUGGAGCAGGUCCGCAUCCUCCGCGGGCUCGGCGCCAUCCAGCCCGGCGUGAACCGCUGCAAGCUCAUCUCCAGGAAGGACUUCGAGACGCUGUACAACGACUGCACCAACGCGAGCUCCAGACCGGGCCGACCUCCGAAGAGGACCCAGAGUGUGACUUCGCCGGAGAACCCCCACAUCAUGCCCCACUCGGUCCCCGGCCUCAUGUCCCCCGGCAUGAUCCCACCCACAGGCCUGACAGCGGCGGCGGCGGCAGCUGCCAACGCAGCCAUCGCCGAGGCCAUGAAGGUCAAGAAGAUCAAGCUGGAGGCGAUGAGCGGCUACCACGGCAACGCCAACCACCACGACGGAGAGAACGGAGACCUGGGCUCCAGCGUCGGCCUGGAACUCCCCUUCAUGAUGAUGCCACACCCCCUGAUCCCCGUCAGCCUGCCCCCGGCUUCCGUCACCAUGGCGAUGAGCCAGAUGAACCACCUCAGCACCAUCGCGAACAUGGCGGCCGCGGCGCAGGGCCAGAGUCUGCCCUCCAGAAUGGUCACCUCUGUUAUAAAGGAACGGGUGCCGGACAGUCCCUCCCCUGCUCCCUCCUUAGAAGACCACCGGAGGCCCGGCAGCCACCCGUCGUCCCACCGCAGCAGCAGCGUGUCCAGCUCGCCGGCGCAAACGGAGAGCUCCUCAGACAGGAUACCGAUGCACCACAACGGCCUGUCCAUGAACCACGCCCUGCUGGGACUGUCCCCCAACAUCCCACCCGGGCCCAAAGAGGGAGACCUGGCCCACGACAUGAGCCACGAAAUGAAGAGGAUGCACACCGACAAAGGUGAGUCCUGCGGGACGGAACGGGGACGUCGAUUCCUUUCUGCUCACAACUUUCCUUCUACUCACUGUGCACAAUGUAUGAAAAACAACAGAUGUUCUGAGAAACAAGCGACUGACUACUGUGCUCUACUAAACUGGAUUUAUUUUAGCGGCAUAUCAAAUGAAUCUGAUCAGUUUAUGGGCCCCAGAGGUUUGCAGAUGUGCAGAAAAAUGAGUCCUGCUUCACCACUGACAGCAGCUCAAAGAUCUGCUGUGACACACACUGUUUCCCUGCUCCUCCCUUCUCGGUGUGUUUAUAUAUAUGUGUGUGUGUGUGUGUGUGUGUGCAGGGCUUUGCUCAAAGUGGCUAUCGACAACGCGCGCGCUCAGGAGAAGCAGGUGCAGCUGGAGAAGACGGAGCUGAAGAUGGAGCUCUUCAGAGAGCGGGAGCUCAGGGAGACUCUGGAGAAGCAGCUCGCCAUGGAGCAGAGAACGAGGUACUCGAUCGUUCAGAAGCGCCUGAAGAAGGAGAAGAAGGCCAAGAGGAAACUCCAGGAGGCCCUGGAGUACGAGUCCAAGAGGAGGGAGCAGGUGGAGCAGACCCUGAAGCAGCCCUCGCCCUCCGACAGCAUGCGCUCACUCAACGACUCUCUGACCCCUGAGAUGGAGAGCGACCGCAGCAGUGGAAGAACAGAUGCUGAAAGGACAAUACAAGAUGGAAGACUGUUCCUGAAAACCACCGUGAUGUACUGAUAAGGACCGCCGGGAGGAAAGAAGACAACAACAACAACAACAACAACAAAAUAAAAGAUUCUCAAGGCCCUCGUUCAGGCGGAUUUAGUGGAGGGAAGAAGUCGGGCGGCUCGCAGCGGCUCCUGUCUAGAACGGAGAGAAGGCCUUUUCCUCGCACAGCGGCCAGCGUGAGGCAGUUGGGUGGAGCAGGUUUGGACGUAGCGAGGACAAAACACAUGGAGCACAGUUAAAAAAAUAAAAAAAAGAAUAUGUACCCGUGGUACACGGUUGAUAAUAACCCCGUUGAUUCACAGCACUGAAGAUUUUUAUACUGUAUCUCAGCCAGAAAGCUUCGCGAAAAGAAAUUUGACUGAAGUUUUGGUUAUUUUGUAUUUUCAAAUUGAAUCCUGAGUGUGGAGAUGAACCUUUCGAGGGAGCGAGGGAAGAAAGAAAAAAAAUGUGAAUCUAUCCGUGUGUUUGUCGAACGAGUUUGAUUUUCAUGUUUUCUAAAUUAGAUGACAAUACAAUCAAGUUUCCUUUUUACCAUUGUUGUACAUAGAAGACCUGAUGAUGAUGAUAGGAAAACCCCUCUGAGGUGAGGUAUGUGUACAUAACGUUUAAGAGGUAUUGUGUAUGCAGUAGAGCUAUUAGGCAAAACAAUACCAACAUUUAUAUAAACCUACAGUUUGUUUUUCUUCUAUUUCUGAGCCAUCAUUCUUUCCUAUAGCUGCCAUUUUGGUGAGAAAGCAUGCAGGCAUGUCAAUGUUUGUCCUGGAAUUAUGAUAUUUAAUAAAUCCUAUAUUGUGCUGAACAAAUACUAGGGUUGACUCACUCGAGCCCAGACCGAUUUUUGAAGAAAGUAAUUAUCAAACAUUUCACUUUCAAAACGGAAGACUUUUGCUGUCAAUAGUACUGUAAUCUUUGUAACAGAGGUAAUAUUUCUUGGAAUUUACUGUACAUUUUUGUUUUGUCACGAGACUCAAAAUCAGCUCCUCUCAAAGCUGUAAAAAAAAAAAAAAAAAAAAAAAAAGGAAUUAUGAGAAACAAAUCAGCGGUGACGCAGCUUUGGGAGACAUUUGAUUGACACUUUCCUUCUGCAGAGUGUUUCAUGUCAUGAGAGAAAAAAAAUAGAACAUUAGCUGAAUCAUAAUCUCCCCGUUUCGUUCCCCUGAGGACCUUUGGAUCUCUGUGUAUAUUCCCACCCGGCUGACGUCAGCCCUUUAGCUGAGCAGCUCGACCAGGAGAGGAGGCGCGUCCCACCUUCACUCUGUGUUCCUUUCUGUUCUCUAUGGAGUGUCUAUCGGUCUGUUGUCACUGAUAACUUAUACACAGCUUCUCCAACCAUCUCUUCAUUGUACUUCAAAUUCAAAUAAAGUUAACAUGUUGAUGAUAAACUGUGAGAGUU
Messenger RNA from Gasterosteus aculeatus aculeatus (three-spined stickleback), 4056 nucleotides. Lineage: Eukaryota; Metazoa; Chordata; Actinopteri; Perciformes; Gasterosteidae. The record is from RefSeq and is a predicted model, not a curated record.